AUGACGACAGACGUUCAGGCUAGCAGACAGGAAGCCCAGGCUUUCAAGGCAACGAGAUUCGUCAGCACUGCCCGUGUGACACACGCUACCCCUGCCGCACUUUACGCACAUUCGCCCCAUCGAGACUGGGAGUGUGACUCUGAUAUACCGCAGAAGGAAAUUGACAUUGGUUGCAUUGACAUCGCUCAGCAACUCAUAACAAUCGGACAGGAUACACAGUUUAGGGACGAAUGGCAAGCAGGUAAAUACAAGACAAACAACAAGUACGUGUGGAAUUUGGAACAAUUUAAAGACGUCAAUCCACUUGAAACUGACAAUCUUUUAGGUUUGUUUGAGCCCAGUCAUAUGCAAUUUGAAGGUAACCGAAUGAAUGACGUAGGGGGUGAGCCCUCAUUGUCUGAGAUGGUAGAAAAGGCCAUUGAGAUACUUCAGAAGGACAAAGACGGUUUCGUCCUUAUGGUUGAGGGUGGCCGAAUUGACCAUGCGCAUCAUGACGGGUUAGCCUACCACGCCCUGCAUGAUACCAUUGCAAUGGAUAAGGCUGUAGCCAAGGCGAUGUCAAUGACCAAUGAAAUGGAGACUUUAUUUAUUGUAACUGCCGACCAUAGCCAUGUACUCUCUAUAGGAGGAGCAGCUGAUCGUGGUAGUCCAAUACUCGGCAGAGGAGGUCUGAUGAAUGACGGUUUGCCAUUUACAACACUCUCAUAUGCAAACGGCCCUGGAGGAAAUGAGGAGUUAAACAGCUUUAAAAGUACUGGUUCGAGACGGAAUCUGACGGAUACCAACACAGAGGCUGCCGAUUUUCACCAUCCAGCGCUUGUCCAAAUUGAUUCAGAGACUCAUGGUGGAGAGGACGUCACUAUUUACGCCAAUGGACCAAUGUCGCAUCUUUUUCACGGGGUACAUGAACAGCACUACAUUGCCCACGUGGUCAGAUAUGCUUCCUGGUUAAACUGCCACAAUGGGGCGCCCUCUACUGGACCAAAUUCCAUUUUGGCUUUACUGUUGUUUUCUUUCGUACGGAAGUUUAUAGAUUGA
Asterias rubens (European starfish) is the source of this 1038-nucleotide messenger RNA. Its product is annotated as alkaline phosphatase, tissue-nonspecific isozyme-like. Gene Ontology annotation, molecular function: alkaline phosphatase activity. Bases 1 to 1038 code for a protein of 345 amino acids. The record is from RefSeq and is a predicted model, not a curated record. Gene Ontology annotation, biological process: dephosphorylation. NCBI's taxonomy places the organism in Eukaryota, Metazoa, Echinodermata, Asteroidea, Forcipulatida, Asteriidae. The transcript is spliced from 9 exons.